Messenger RNA from Penicillium cosmopolitanum, 900 nucleotides. RefSeq lists its product as uncharacterized. The record is from RefSeq and is a predicted model, not a curated record. The transcript has 2 exons. Lineage: Eukaryota; Fungi; Ascomycota; Eurotiomycetes; Eurotiales; Aspergillaceae. Bases 1 to 900 code for a protein of 299 amino acids.
AUGUCAACAUAUUUUGGCAACGAAAAUGCGGGAUUACAGAUCGCGGUCAAUCACGGGCCGGUCUACUUUUCCUCUGACCAACCGAAGACCCCACAGGAGAUAGACAAUGGUUCGUAUCGCCAUGCAUCGCCUGAAUUGUUACUAAGCAUGACUGCAGAACUGCUUAGAUCGCUGGUUUUCUCGCAGAUGCUAGACCGAAGAGACAAUAUUGAGCCUCGGCAUAUCAAUACCUGCGAAUGGAUUUUGGAAUUGGAUGAGUACAAGUCCUGGAGGAGUCAGCCCCGCGGUCUAUUAUGGAUCAAACGCAACCCGGGUACAGGUAAAUCGACCAUGAUGGCUUUCCUGUAUGAGCAACUUGAACAGGAGCGUGACCAGGGUAUUCGACUUGACUUUUUCUUUACCGCACGGGGUACAGAGAUGCAGUAUACACCGCUGGGAAUGUUUAGAUCCUUGCUGAGCCAGAUUUUCAACGGCGAUUUCACCAGUCGCCCUAAAUUGCGUAAGCUGUAUGAGCAAAGAUGUAGGGAGUUUGGAGGGCAGAAGUGGGAAUGGCCACGAGUAGUGCUGGAAAAGCUACUAGCAAAUGUCAUCCUAGAAUCUACGAGUCGGUGGUAUGUGACUAUUUCCGUCGAUGCGUUGGAUGAGGCUGGCGCUGAGUCUGCUCAACAAAUAGCGGUAUAUUUCAAUCGACUUAUCGAUCGUGCGGGCAAAGCAGCCAUUUAUGUAUGCAUUUCGUGUCGAUACUAUCCCAUCGUGAAAAGUGCCCGAACUGUUGAGGUGCAUAUGGAAGACCACAACCAUGAUGAUAUUGCCGCAUAUAUUAAGGGUACUCUUAUGGACACAGAUGUUAGAGAUAGUCCCAGUGAAGAUUCAGAGAUGCAGAAGCUAUUAGUGAAAUAA